AUGUCCUCUAAUUCACCUCCAACCUUUGAAGAUGAUCUCAGUCAUACUCAUUCAAGGUCACAGGAUAAUAACCAGCGAGACUCGCAAGACAUUUCACCACCACGUUCAAGUACGAGCACAGAGAAGGGAAAGGCCAAACAACUAGACGAAGAUAUCAUAGAAAACCCUAGCUCAGAGUCAUACCCUCCUAUGAAUGACGAUGCAGCCGAGACGCGACGCGUAGAAGAGAACCUACGUCAAUGGGAGUUGGCUGAACGCGAACGACGGAGAGCCGCACGAGAAUCUGCGAACCUCAAUAGAGGCGGGGGUGGUCCAUCUUUACUCGGAGAAGUAACACGCAGGGCAAGCGUGCUCCUGUCGAAGCGGCCGUCAACCAGAUCAUCUGCAAGAGGGUUGGGGAACCACCGAGCUCUUCAAUCUAGAGACUCUAUCGACGUAGUGCCACUCGACGAUAUCGAGAGCCCUCCCGCAACUGCGAAUCCGUUCUUACAUCCAUCUGAAACAGGACCGGGGUUCAUCUCCCCGACACUGUUCCCCCUCGUCGAUUCGAAGAAGCGGUCUAGUGUGAUGACCGAAACUUUUGACUUGGACUCGAAUACCCACUCAUUGCAGGCAGCCACGCUUCCUCCGACGCCAACGCUUGUUCCUCCCCCACAGCAGCUAGGCUUACCGCCGCCUUUAACACCACCACCUAAAGGGGCUAGACCGCGCAUGACUCCCAUGAAAUCCACACCUCCACCUAUGUUGCGUCAGGAACCCAUAGAACCUGAGCAGGAGGUGAGAUGGUGGCACGACUGGUUAUGUGGAUGCAACGAAGGACCCGACCGGGGAGGGGAUAACCAGGCUGGACGUACGAAUCCUUUUGAAUGA
Molecule: messenger RNA, 870 nt
Organism: Suillus plorans
Lineage: Eukaryota; Fungi; Basidiomycota; Agaricomycetes; Boletales; Suillaceae
Exons: 3
Coding region: 1-870 (289 amino acids)
Source: RefSeq, a predicted model, not a curated record